CGGCAAUAUUCUAAUUGUACUACACAGCAAUUGCACACGAUUGCAUGGGCCAGUAUUAUCCGGCAUGAUAGUCACAUCUGACUAGUGCUAGUAUCCUGCCUCAGCUCAUACUCAGAAUGGUGGAUCCCAUCAGUGAGGCCAAUCCUCUACUCAAACGGCCACUCUACGUCUACGACCUACCAAUAGAACUCCUCCAAAGCCUCACUCUUGUUGAACACCAUUCGACGUCAUCUUCCGCCGAGGAGAAUUCUCAGCCAGGCCAGGAAGUCACCAAAGGCGAGUCUGCCGUAGGCUCGACCUCAUGUGCCCUAUGCAGAGUUAGCUUCACAAAUGUGCAAGACCAGAGACAACAUGUCCGAUCCGAUUUCCACAAAUAUAACCUCAAACUAAGCCUUAAAGAAUUACCUUGCGUCGAUGAAGCGACAUUCGUCAAGUUGAUCGGAGAUUUGGACGAGUCAAUAUCUGGAUCGGAUACCGAGGAUUCGGAGGAAGAUGAAGAGGCUCAGAACACACCUGGCGAUAGCAUACUGAGUGCACUUUUGAAGAAGCAAGCGAAUCUACACUCAAGCGGGUUGGAAGAUGUUGACCACAAGCCCGGAAAGGUAGGGCCAGGCAAUGCGCCGAUGAUCUGGCUUUCCAGCCCCAAGCUGGGCGAGAAUAUUGGGCUUGGGGUUUACAAAGCGAUCUUGUCCAAUGCCGAACAAGAAGAUGCGUCGUCGACCACGGUUGACAUUCUUCGGCGGAAGCAGCUGAAACCCACAAUGGCCAAACAAAGCGGAGGGGCUAAGGCCAUACCAAGACAGCAAGAUCCGCACUUUUUCCUCUGCAUGAUCGGUGGCGGACAUUUUGCAGCCAUGAUUGUUUCUCUUGUACCUGAAAUUCGAAAAGGCGCUGGUGGCGUUGAAGAACGUCAUGCCGUGGUAUUGGCACACAAGACGUUCCACAGAUAUACGACUCGACGAAAACAGGGUGGAUCUCAAUCGUCCAACGACAAUGCGAAAGGGAAUGCGCACUCUGCUGGAUCUUCAAUUCGAAGGUACAACGAAAUGGCGCUGGAAACUGAUGUUCGAAAGGUGUUGGGAGAGUGGAGAGGUAUGAUCAAUACUGCAGAACUGUUGUUCUUUCGAGCGACAGGUGCAGCAAAUCGCCGGACAUUGUUCGGCCCAUAUGAUGGCCAGAUGCUGCAUAAGAACGACCCCCGGAUUCGUGGGUUUCCAUUCAGCACACGUCGAGCAACACAGGCAGAACUUCUUCGAUCGUUUCAAGAAUUGACACGGUUGAAAGUGGGGAGAUUGGUAGAUACAACAUUGGAAACGCGACCACCAGAGAAGCAGGUCGCCAAAGAAACCAAGCCCAAAGCCACGGGCCCUGAACUUACUAAGGAAGAGGAAGCUGCCAGAUUGCACACCAGCCAGCUACAGGCCCUAAUACGACGGUCCAAGGCGCCUGGAGUGUUGCUUUAUCUAACGAAGAAUGAAUUAUCGGCUGAUUUCAGGUUCUGGCCCGAAUCAGAACAUCAUCACGCGCCGACAGCACUGCAUCUAUCUGCGUCAACGAAUUCGCCGGCGCUAGUCUUGUCGCUUCUGACAAAGGGGAACGCAGACCCUACGGUUCUCAAUGGCGAUGGCAAGACAGCAUACGAGAUUGCCGGGGACACGAAAACGAGGGAUGCGUUUCGAGUGGCACGGUCACAGCUUGGAGAAGGUGCUUUUGACUGGGGCGCAACUCAUAUACCAUCCGCACUGACCCAAGUAGAGUAUGAGACAAAGAACCAGCAAGAGAAGUCGGCCUCUGAAGAUGCAGAGGCACAAAGGAGAAAAGCAGAUCUCGAGCGACUUCGGCGGGAGGAGGAAGAGCGACAUGUAGGAAGGAUAGAAAAGAAAGCAGGUCCAGGCAAAUCUCUUGCAGACAAGACGGGCGCUGAAAAACGCGAAGAAGAGGCUCGUGGCCUCACACCGGAAUUGAGGAUGAGGCUCGAGAGGGAGAGGAGGGCGAGAGCGGCGGAGGAGCGCAUCAAGCGGAUGCAAGCGAGUAAAUGAUAGACAGUGAAUCGAAUGACUCGAAGGUGCGAUUGCG
Messenger RNA from Exophiala mesophila, 2076 nucleotides. RefSeq lists its product as uncharacterized. NCBI's taxonomy places the organism in Eukaryota, Fungi, Ascomycota, Eurotiomycetes, Chaetothyriales, Herpotrichiellaceae. Gene Ontology annotation, molecular function: zinc ion binding; nucleic acid binding. The transcript has 2 exons. The record is from RefSeq and is a predicted model, not a curated record. The coding region runs from base 117 to 2039 and encodes 640 amino acids.